Molecule: messenger RNA, 4645 nt
Organism: Cryptotermes secundus
Lineage: Eukaryota; Metazoa; Arthropoda; Insecta; Blattodea; Kalotermitidae
Product: transient receptor potential cation channel trpm
Exons: 17
Coding region: 286-3795 (1169 amino acids)
Biological process (GO): protein tetramerization; monoatomic cation transmembrane transport
Cellular component (GO): membrane
Molecular function (GO): monoatomic cation channel activity
Source: RefSeq, a predicted model, not a curated record
AUCGUGAUUUACGAGCAACAAACUGGCUGCCAUUGUGAGUUGCAUGUUUCCUUCCAGUACCGUACUCUACAUUUUGAGGUUUUGAAACAUGACAAAGUUUUAAGUACUGGGAACAAUGGAAACUGCGUGCUCCCCUUUCAGAGUAUUUUUGAAGAGGGAUUAUUUUUGUAAAGUGCAUUGUAAGAAUAGUCUUUAGUGUAUGAAACUGCAGUUUUACCUCUUUUUUAACAUGGGUGUGAAGGAAGAUCAGAGAUAUGUUUGAGAACAGAGUGCUGAGAAGAAUAUAUGGAGCUAAGAGAAAAGAGGUGCUGCUGUGGUCUGUCGUUCACUUUCCACCAUGGUGGCCUUGAUGUUGACAGCUACAAGGCAGUGGAAAAUCAACAGUGGAUGCCAUCCACCCACACACAACCAUUGCCUACUGAUGCUUGUGGUACAAUUGAGUUUCAAGGUGAACCAUACACAAGCAAGGCACAGUACGUGCGUCUGGCAUAUGAUACAAGACCGGAACUCAUUAUGCAGCUCUUCAUCAGGGAGUGGAAAUUGGAGCUACCAAAACUUGUCAUCACAGUGCAGGGUGGCAAAGACGACUUUCUUCUGCAAUCUAAGCUUAAGAAAGUUUUGCGCAAGGGCCUGCUCAGGGUUGCAAAAUCCACUGAAGCAUGGAUCUUCACUGAUGGUACAAAUAAAGNCAGCAUUGGCAUAGCUCCUUGGGGAAUAAUUGAGAACAACCAGCAACUUUGUGGACUUGACCGUGAAGUUCCAUAUCAUUCAGUGCCUUCACUCAGGUCUAACUAUGCAGUUCUGAAUAAUCAUCAUGCCUAUUUCUUACUGGCUGACAAUGGAACUUCAGGAAGGUAUGGAGCCGAGCUCAUCUUGAGAAGAGAGCUAGAGAAAUACAUAUCUACUCAGAAAUUGCAUUUAGGUGGUAACAAUAAUACUCCAAUGGUAUGUCUCAUGAUAGGUGGCGGCCCUGACACCAUUAGAGUAAUAUUAGGGUAUGUGAUGGACAUUCCUCCUGUCCCAGUAGUGGUGUGUGAUGGAUCAGGGCGUGCAGCAGACCUUUUGGCCUAUACACUCAAUUGUGAGCAGACUCUCAUGGAAAGUAUGGAGGAUUACUUAAUCAGCAUCAUCCAGGGUACAUUUGAAGUAGAUAUGGAACAAGCCAAAUGUCUUUGCUCUGAACUUCUUCAGUGCACUAAGAAAAAGAACCUGUUCACCACAUUCCGUAUCACUGAUCAACCAAAGGAGAUAUCUCAAAAACUUGAUCAGACAAUCCUUAAGGUUGCGCUUAAGAGUCAGCAUUUGUCUCCAUGUGAACAACUGAGUCAUGCUCUUGCAUGGAAUCAAGUGGAUAUUGCACGUUCUGAUAUAUUUAUUCAUGGGCAAGAAUGGCCUCCAGGGGCUCUAGAAGAGGCCAUGAUGCAAGCCCUCAAACUUGAUCGUGUUGAUUUUGUUAAAUUAUUACUGGAGAAUGGAAUUAUUAUGAGGAAAUUCCUUUCUAUACCUCGUCUUGAAGAGUUGUACAAUACAACAGAAGGACCUUCAAACACACUGGGCUACAUUCUGAAAGAUAUUCGACGGCAUACUCCUGGACGUUACACUCUGCACGACAUUGGAUUGGUCAUCAACAAAUUGAUGGGCAGAGCUUACAAGUCACAUUACACACAGCGCAGAUUUGGGCUCAUCUAUAAAGAAGUGAUGAAGAAAUCUCCACACGUUCCUGGAACCAGAUCAUACUUCAACCACUGCUGUGGAAACACCAACAUGCCAUUGAAUUCACCAUCAGAAAGAUACCAAAUAGAAACAGCUGUAUUUGAUUAUCCAUUCAAUGAACUAUUUAUAUGGGCAGUAUUGACCAAGAGGCAGAAAAUGGCUUUGCUCAUGUUGCAACAUGGUGCAGAAGCCCUAGUUAAGGCUCUGGUCGCCUGCAAGCUGUAUAAUGCUAUGGCUCGUGAAGCAGCUGAGGAUGACUUGGAGACAAAUAUAUAUGAAGACCUAAGGAAUUAUGGAACAGAGUUUGAAAACAUUGCUCUGGAGCUGCUGGACUUUUGCUACCAGAAGGAUCAUGAUCAGGCAGCACAGCUGUUGACGUGUGAGUUAGAGAACUGGAGUGGAGAAACGUGCUUGAAUCUGGCAGUAGCAGCCAAUCACAAGGCUCUACUUGCUCACCCCUGCAGUCAAAUCAUACUUGGUGACCUCUGGAUGGGUGGUUUAUGCAGUUCCAAAUGUAUAAAUCUGAAGGUGAUCCUGGGAUUGUUGUGUCCAUUCUACAUUACAACACUGGAAUUUAAAUCAAAGGAAGAAUUGCAACUCAUGCCCCAGACUGAAGAGGAACACAUUAAUCUCAUUGAAGAAAAUAAGAGCACAGAGGGGCAACACGCAGACAUUCAUUGUAAUGUGGGUACAGAUGCUGAGAUUGUGAAUUCUCAAGAGAACUAUGGAAUGAGGAACACAGUUGUUCAGAGAAAUGAAGAUGUAACUAAACAUGAUGACAUAAAACAGAAUUUUCGUUUUCCUCCAAAUUAUUUUGAAGUGAAAUACAAUCAACUCCUGAGCCCGAGAAAGAAACUGUAUGAGUUUUAUACUGCACCAAUAACAAAGUUUUGGGCACAUGCAAUUGGAUAUUUGGUCUUCUUGUAUACUUUCACAUACAUGUUGCUGACGAAGAUUGAAAUGAAACCUACUUGGCAGGGCUUGUACACUAUUGUUUGUAUAUGUGCAUUUGCCUGCGAGAAAAUAAGGGCGAUUAUAUCCUCAGAACCAGUUAAUAUCAGGCACAAACUCUUAGUAUGGGCAUGGGACAUUUGGAAUCCUUGUGAUGCUGCUGCCAUAAUAUUCUUCUUCAUAGGAUUAUGCCUGCGUUUUUAUCAAUCCUCAAUUAGAAUCGGUCGCCUUAUUUUCUCUGUCAGUAGUAUCUACUGGUAUCUUCGUAUUCUGAAAUUUAUGGUGGUAAACAAAGUGCUUGGCCCACUUAUCACAAUUAUAAGAAAAAUGCUGCAGAGCUUGAAACAUGUCAUUGUUAUUCUCCUUGUGGUAGUGGUGAGUUGUGGUGUAUCUACCCAUGCAAUUCAACACCCAGAUGAAGAACUAAGUUGGUCUCUUGUUCUUGACGUCUUCAUGACGCCUUACUUGAUGUUGUUUGGUGAAAUACCUGAAGAGAGUGUUAGCCCUGUAUGUGGUGAUGACCCUCAUAUGAAGAAGUGUGAGGCAGGUGUCUGGGUUGUUGUUACUGAAAUAGGAGUGUUCCUUCUUGUGGCCAGCAUUCUACUCGUCAAUUUGAUUAUAGCAAACUUCAACAACAUUUUCAAUGAAAUAAGAGCCAUUUCACAUCAAGUUUGGAUGUUCCAGCGUUUUGCAGUUAUAAAGGAGUAUAAACAAACACCUGUACUUCCUGCACCACUAAUUGUCCUGUGCCAUAUAUAUUUGUUUCUUAAAUAUUGCUACUGUAAAGUGCGUGGCAUCCGAGAAUUGCAUGACAAUGCAUUGAAACUAUUUUUGGACUGUGAUGGCUUGGAAAGACUACGUGAUUUUGAAGAAGAGUGCAUGGAGGGUUACUUCCAAAAGCAAGAAAGAAAAUUUAUUUUUCCAAAUGAUGAGUGCGUCAGGAACAUAGCUAAGAGAGUAGAAAAGAUAUAUCAGAAAGUAGAAGAUAUUAAGCAGAAAGAAAGCAAUCCAACUUUAGCUAUUCAAGGAGCUAAGUUUAGGAUCAGAAAACUAGAGGACCUUGCCAAUAAAACGUUGUCAAACUUGGCAGUUAUCAAUCAGGGUAUGGCAACUAAUGUACACGUUCCUUAGUCCAUGUCAGACUUACCAGAUGUUGCAUUGCAUUACAUUGCCGUCUCCUCAACUUUCGCUACUCCAUUCACUAACAUGUGCUCAGCUCAGGCUGAUAACCAUUCUCGGAAACUGCAGUCGCGUUGCGGUUGCCAGUUUCCUUGGUGUGCCCUCGCCCUAGUAGUUUGAAGUACCAAAUGAAGACUAUUUCAACGUGAUAACCCUAUGGGCCUUCACGGCCUGGUACAGGGAUAGCUUUACUUUUACUUUACUGCUUGUGAAAUAGCAGAUAUGACGACGACGGCUGUUAUAUUAACUGUGACAUUAAAAUUAACGAUAUCCGCUUCCAUAUACAGUCACAGGAAAACCUAAGCGAAUCACUGAAACCAGAAAAAUGACUACUAUUGUCUGUAAUCUUUUGACGCCUCAGAAUAAAAAGUAUGGAGGACAUAAUAGUGCAAAACUGGCCUGAUCUCAAUGUUUUUCUCGUCAAUUUUUUACACAGCAUGUGAAAUAUUCCAUGUCUUAGUUAUGCAAUGCCAGAACAGAUGACGUUACAAGAAAAUAACCCUGUACAGGAUAGCACAGACUGAAAUGUGUGGACACCAAAACUCAAUUCCCUGUCAGUGUGAGAAAGGGGAACUGGACUAAAGGCUGUGUAGGUAUCUGCCGAUACAACGUCCAUAAGAAAGGAUACGAGACUUCUCAUGCUACGAGUAGGCAGUACUGUUUAAGAAAUGCAUUAUGACAUUCUGCUUUGCCAGUACAAGAUGAUUCAACGUUAACAAAAAAUACAUAAGUAACAAAAUGAAACUGGCAUUGGAGCAAGUCUUCUCCGAGUACUUUAGUUUCCCCUGCCAAGUCUCACUGC